Messenger RNA from Porites lobata, 4849 nucleotides. Lineage: Eukaryota; Metazoa; Cnidaria; Anthozoa; Scleractinia; Poritidae. The record is from the annotation of a GenBank genome assembly.
AUGUUAUGCAGUCAAGCAUGUUUAAGGCACUCAUGGUGCACCUCUACUAACUUCAUCGAGUCCUUUGGGAAGAGCGGUACUGAGAGCAAUUGUGAACUGCAAAUGCACGAGUUCUUCUCAAUAAAUGAUGACACCACGCUUAUUGAUCAACCUGGCGCAACGUUUUCAAUGUUUCUUAAGGUAAGGCAACUAGCAUCAUUUGCUUAAGUAAGAAGUAAAACAUUAAUACAGCUCUCUUGAGUAUAUUUAAGGAGAAUGUAAGACCUAGAGUUGUUAGUUUUGUUUAGCGAUGGGUCUGUGAAUGAGCUCAUCUCAAAGACCAGAUUUCCUACAAAAGUCAACUGAAUGAUAGUUUUUUUUCUCUAAUUUAUUCUUAAAAUUGCUCCGAUAAGAAGUAUCAUCAUAUCCACGUUGCCUUGACUCCAAUAGGAGUACGUGUUGCACCUGUUUAAAUUGUAAGAAAUGUGGCUAAGAUGCACAAGAAAUAAAUUUAUGACGAGUGCAAUACAAUUGAAACUUAGAGUAAAAAGGGAGACAGCUGACAGCAUAUCUACAUUAAAAAAAGACAUCUGCGUAAUUAAAGUCUGAGUUGUAGGCGUAAAAUACUUCCUACUUCAGGGUCUCAGCUUGUGAGGAUGGGCGGAAAGGAAAGCGACCGCGGAAAAAGAAUGAAAGGAAGACUGCCGAAAACGACUUUGAACUUGCCUAUUUCGUCUUAUCGCUAUGGAAGCUUAUUGCUUUCAGGAGCUGUAAUGCUAACUGCAUACCACCUGCAGGCAAUUUGAGAACUCCUAAAUCAAGCGCGCUUAUCACGCAAGACGUCUCAUCAACGACGUUUAUAAAGGGACACUGUUUAUACUUUAAAAGUGUCAUAAGGAGCCGCAUAAAGUCCCUUUACUAAUUACGCUGAGUGACGGUUGCUAUGCUCAAUUUCCUGUUAUAAUUUUACCUCCGAUCUCGUGCAGGCUAGCAGGGGUCAGACUGGCUGUCAUCGAUAGGGAUUUUCACAGAGGCGAUGAAACAAUCCUAAAUUUCGCAACUGUCUGGUAAUAUGGUUAAAACAGUAUUAGCCGGGGUAAAUAUAGUCGAGCGCGGUCUAUUCAACUAUUCUCCGGAUCGGAUCAUCCCAAUCAAGCCAUCAUUGUAUGGAGUAUAUGUGAAUUCUUUUUUAGGGCAUCCCGGUCGAGAAUUUCUGUGUUGAUUCAAACUCAUUUCCCUUAGAAGCUUGUUGGUAUUUGAAAGAAAAUUUUAACAGAUCGAACAGGUUAGCAGAGUUCCAAACUGAGAUGGCCAGCCUUCCUUCGUCACAUUGGUUCACUUUCAGAAGCGAGGCCAUUUCAGCCUUAAAUCAGUAGGUUUACCUUGCGACACAUUAAUUCUGUUUUUUUUUAUGACUUGCUUAAUAUUCGUUAGACACCUUGAAAGUAAGGACAAUGUUCGAUUUUUUUCCUUUAAUUUAUUUAUUUCUGCCUCGAAUGUAUCCGCGCCAAAACCUCCUAAAUGCCCGCCAAAUUUCAUGUGGCGCGCUCGGGAGUGAUCGUACAGUGUUUAGGAAGAAACAGGCCCAGCAAACUUCCACUGGAGGCUCUUUUGUGUUACUGCAAGAAGUACCCUUAUAAAGAAGUCGAAAAGCUUUUCUAUUAUUAAUUUCGUGCUACAUUUUCUGGAUAAACAAUGGAAUGUGUUGAAAAUUGUAGACAUCCGUGUUUCAUAAUACACGUACACACUUAGCGGCCAAAUUGCUACAUAUUUUAUCUUUUUACCGCUGUUUUGCUUGUUGCCGAAGUUUAAAUGCUACAUCAUGAUCCAGUGCGAUUUAUUGUUGUCGUUACACGCUCAGAUCUUUAAUUUGUUUGAAUUAAUGAGAAAAUUAUCUUGUAGUCUGUAAUUAUGCGUAGUAUUGCAUUGUUGAAUGCGUUCACUGCCUAUGAAAACAAUCGUUUUCCUAGUAGUAUAUCGGAUAGGCCAACUGACUCCCACUGGUGGCAAAUUGUGCUACAAAACCAUAAAUAAGGGAUAUUUGAAGUAUAAACCUCACAAAAGCUUUUGAUUUUGAUCAACAACGAAAUGAGUGACUAAAACGCGUUAAAAAUAACACAUGCUCGUGUUGCAGAGAGGGGGUUGAGUGUUGCUCGUUAUUUGUAAGUCUCUGAAUCUUAGCAGCUUUCUUUUUCUUUUGUAUAAUUUUUACCGGGGAAUCGAAAUGAAUUUUAGUUGAUUGGUUGCGUCCAUCGCGGUUCCCCCCUAUUUGUUUUUCAAAAAAAAAAACACCAUUGCAAGAACCUGUACGGUCUCUAUUAUUUUUCAUUAACAGCCAGAGAGCUUUAAUUCACCGAAACUAACACAGAUUCAUAAAAUGUACAUGGUUCAGGGUAUUCUGUACGUGCCUUUUAUGUUGGGUGUGUCGCCUGAUUAAAAGCGAGCGAUCGGGUGAGUCGCCUUCGCUUAGUGCAAGAAGACUUUGGAAAACGUGUAUAUUUAAUGAAUCUUUCUGUAAAGAACGAGGCGGCCUAGAAAGCUUGAAAAAUAGUUUUUGAAACGUCUUGCCAAAUAUGUUUUUAUUUUGUUUGGGGAUUGCUAAAAUUCCGUUUCAACUAGACGCUGUAAAAUUCGCAAUUGAACUUAUUCUUCGGAUUCAAAACAAUGACCAAAGUUCCGUCUGCACGUGCUCUUUUGGGUGAGUCGCCUGAAAAAGCAAGCGAUCGGGUGUGUCGCCAUCGCUUAGUGCAAGGGAACUUGGUUUUUAUUCGUUAUGGCUCGCAAGUCCGUUUUGAACGAAAUAAAUGGUUUCAGUCAUAAUUAAUGAACAUCAUAUAGGUGACCUUACAAGUUUGUAUUAUAAGAAAAAUAUAAGAGCCUUUUUUACGCCGCGAACAGGAUGAAAUAGAAAACUUCACCGGCCUUUUCUCAAAAAAAGGGAAUAGUCCCGCUUUAAAUUCUGCUCCCCAGAAAAAGCUACAAUGAAAAUUAUUUAAAGUUAUAGUUUAAAUUCAAUCAAAUUAAUUUAAAUCGCUGCACUUCGUUCAUUUGUGGUAAAUAAAUGCAUAUUGAUUCUGAGGUAUCCCCGGUUAGAUAAUUUGUGCAAAACUCCUCUACACCGCCACAAGUUUUCCGAGUGGUGCGCUGUUUCGGAGUGGUUUUUAUUUCACCAGGUUCUUUUCUUUAGUUGUGUUCGUCUCAUCAGCUCAGCUUUAUUAUUUCUGUAGUGUCUGCUAAAAUGAUCCAUUGAAAGAUAUGUCGAAUAAAGCUUCAGUAGGAGGUCACGAAAGGAGAUUCGCAUUUCACCUCAAGUAUGGUUUCAAGCUGUCAACGGUCUAUGCUUGGCUGAAUUUAAACAAUGGCUUCCUGGUCAGAUGGGGGACAAAUUUUCCCCCAUAUUUCGGUCGCUAAGGCUUGCGGCUCGCCAUAUCCAGGCGCUGCCGCUGGUUUACAAAAACAAGAGCUUUCUUUCACCGCGGCAAAACCAUAGAAAUUUGCUAAAGUUUGGCAAAGCACUUCAAAGCUAAGCUUAAGACGUUCUCUGUUCAAAGGUAAACAUGUUAAUUUAUAAAAGGUUUUGGAAGCUUUACUAACUGCCGAAAACAUUUUUUUACUAUGGCGCGAAGACAAAAACGAUAAAAAGCCAGGAGCCCAUAACCCUGAAAAAGCCCGUUAUUUUAAGCCAAAGGAAAAGAGUGGACAGGCCUUCCCGCCGCCCUACCUUCCGCCAGUCUUCGCCAGCUUAAUUUUCUUGCUUUUUUUUUUCGCUCGUCCCGACAAAUGUUUAAGUGUACACAGGCCAGACGGGAAAAAAACAUAUCAGUGAUUUAUGGUAACACGUCAGUGUUACAUUUUCUUCAGGGCUGCCUACUGACAGGAUGCCUUAAUGGCGGUUCUUGCGUCUUCAACGAAGAAAAAGAGACGUUUGCUUGCGCAUGUAAAGGGCCAUGGAGUGGAGAAAAAUGCGAACUGGGUAAGACUGUAGUUCUCCUUCUUCUUGCUUUUCUGUUAUGAACAAAAGAAAAUCUGAGCCCCGGAGAUUUUACGACAGUUUGAAGAGUUUAAAACUUACAAAAUGUACAAGUUUUGCAUGGAAAACCACUCAGCCCUGACCGAGUGGCAAGAGUUGUUUUUCCCAUACAAAUCCUUCUUAUUUUAAGCGGCCGUUGCAAUCGCUACUUUCGAGCAGUUCCUGGUAAAAUCCUUUUUUUCCAAAAGAAUUGUUUUCAUGUUCACACAAACAGACUGUGGAAAUUUCUUUCAGAUAACUGGAAGAAGAUCAACACUGUCCCAGUCUGCUUUGGAGCUCGUAAUGACUCGUAUGGAACCUUCCACAUCACAGAGAGUGGCCUCAUCAAUACGUUUAAACUGGUUCAUAUCAACGGGUCAGUUUUAUGUUCAGAACAUGUUCUACCGUCCUAUUGGGGAUGCAACCAUACAAAUUACGGGAACACGACACUGCUUACCGUAAUAACGUUCCAGAACAGGACAGCCCUUUGGCUCGCGGAUUACAAAAUGGGCGAGCCACAUAUAUGUAAAUACUCAUACGGGAUCAAAGGGACAGGUGUAAACGCGACCCAACUCGUGUUUAACGAGCUUCCAUCUCCAAUAUCUGCGUUUGUUGGACAGGAGUUCCAAAUUUGGUUUGGACAGGACCUUGCGAAUUGUACAGAGGACAAUAACAGCGGUCAGACUUGUGUUGAUGUUUAUGCAUUGUACGCGUCUACACGCUAAACCAUGCUUCUCGGCUUUUCUUAAAUAAUAGUUAUAUUCCUUGGGAAGCCAGUUAGUUUUGUUUUCCCGCGAGUCCUGAUGUCUGAUUCUCGGGAAAACAAAACUAACUGUUUCCCUCGGGAUCUGACGUUAAGGG